This is a messenger RNA of Dermatophagoides pteronyssinus (European house dust mite), 1715 nucleotides long. RefSeq lists its product as uncharacterized. NCBI's taxonomy places the organism in Eukaryota, Metazoa, Arthropoda, Arachnida, Sarcoptiformes, Pyroglyphidae. The record is from RefSeq and is a predicted model, not a curated record. Gene Ontology annotation, molecular function: protein binding; transmembrane transporter activity. Gene Ontology annotation, cellular component: membrane. Gene Ontology annotation, biological process: transmembrane transport.
AUAGACCCAUAGAGUGAUCAUUUUCUUUUCUUUUUCUCAUCAUCAAUAAUGUCGAUCAUUGAAUGAAUGAAUGGCUGGAAAUAUUCGUACAUUUCAAUUGGAAACAUUUGUUUUCAUUUUUACAUUUGCCAGUACUAUUGAAGAUGUUACCAUACAAUUGGCUGCACAGGAUAAAUUCUGCAUGAACAGGUUGAAUUCGACCCGAAUUUGUUCACAUCUCUCCACUAUCGAUGAACAUUUUCAGCAUUCAAGCGACGUUCUGCUAAUGAUCAAAGAUGAAGUUCUGGUUCAGGUGACCAUGUUCAAUUUGUAUCAAACAUUGAUUGCAACCAUACCGCUGUUGUUUACAUCAUUAUUCAUCAGUUCAUGGGCAGAUCGUCAUCGGAAAUCGGCAAAAAUUCUUCUCAGUUUGGCCACGUUCAUGUGCACAAUGGAAUCGAUAUCGUUGUUGGUGAACAUCAUCUAUUUCAAUUGGAAUGUGUAUUUUAUGCUAAUAUCUUAUGUAUUCGUCCCUAUGGUGGGUGGUGCGCAAGUAGUGGCCAUGACCGUAAUCGCUUAUCUCACCAUAAUAAGCCGAGAUCAACAGCGAAUCAAACGUUUUGCCAUCUUGGAAUUGAUUGUUAUUGUAGCCGGACCGUUUGGUGUUUUCAUCGGUGGUCUUUUGAUUCGUCAAGAUCUGUUCCCGUUGAGCGAAUGGGCUCAUCAUAAUGGUCAAUUACAUAACUAUCAUUAUGUGGUAUUGACGGCAUUAUCAUUGAAAGCAUUCUCAAUCUUAUAUGUUUUGUUUACUCAAUUUCGUAAACGUCCAAAAACAAUAUCCAACCACGACGAAUCUGAUCCAUUGAUGAUUGAUAAAAAAGCUGACAAAAUGAAAAGAAAAAGUCGAAAACAUCGUCUACGAAAGUAUUGGAAAAGUAUUGGCGAUAUUUUCGUCAUGCAAAAUAUUAGCGAAUCAGUUCAGGUUUGUUGUCGUCGUCGCCAAAAUCAGCGUCACAUCUUCAUAUGGCUUCUGUUGGUUGCAAUGACAAUGGUGUCAAUGAUACGUGUUUCGCUUGGUGCCAUUGUUUUUCAAUUUGUGCAGAAAGUAUUCUUAUGGGAUGCUAGCAUGUAUUCCACUUAUAAUGCCGUGCUUUAUAUUACCACGCAUAUGUUUGGAUUGAUGGUGGUAACCCCCGGUCUUACCAAUCUCCUGCAUUUGUCCGAUUCAUCCAUCAUGAUGAUAGGAUUAUUAUCACUGAUGGCACAGAAUUUCCUACGUGGUACCAUCAUUAAUGUUUGGGUGUUUUUCCUAUCAUAUUUAUUUGGAUCACUCACCAGCUUGGUAUCGGUUUCGAUUCGCGCCCAAUUAUCCCGAUUGAUUGCCGCCGAUGAGCAAUACCGUUUGUUUGGACUGCUGACAAUGAUGGAAACAAUAUCGCCAUUAUUUGGUGUUUCAAUUUUCACCCAGAUAUUCAAUCAAACAAUAUCCUAUUAUCCUGGAUUUGUUUUUCAAUUUUCCUGCUUCAUUCUAUUGCUGCCAAUCAUUAUUGCCACGUUUAUCAACUUCUAUCUUCCUAAUCAUCAAAAUGAUAAUUAUAACAACAACAACCAAGACGACAAUCAUCAUGAUGAUGAUAUCAUUAGCACCAAUACGGCUUUACAGGAUGAUGUUUAAAUGAUAAAUGAUUCAAUCAUUCAAAUUCACCACCAAUAGAUGGCUUGUUUGUACUUUUUAU